UAGGGUCGUGCUACAUGACUAUAUUGAUUGACACAAGGGUUGACACAUCACACACACAUGGGAGCUCGAUAAUAUUUUAUUUGCGUGGAUCCACACCUCGACUGUGAGAGGUGUGUCAACCUUUGUGUCAAACAAUGUGGUUGAGUAACUUUUUCUAAAAUAUAAUCUAUGGCCGGUCCUCAACCCCACACGUAAAGAAACAAAACCCCACAAAUGUGGCACAUUUAUAUAUAUAUAUAUCAUUUUUCUCAAGUUCUUUUCCUCACAAAUUAUAAGAGCAUAAUAAUCUAGGAUUACUUAGAGAAUUCAGAAAAUGGUACCUCUUCUGAUACUGAUUUUGAGUUGUUUAAUUGAGGUUUCACAAAGCCUCCAAGUUGGCUUCUAUGCCAAUACCUGCCCCAAUGCAGAGUCCAUCGUCCGCCGCGUCGUCAGUGAAGCCGCCGCCUCCGAACCAAGGAUUCCACCCAUCUUGCUUAGACUCCACUUCCAUGACUGCUUUGUUCACGGGUGUGAUGGGUCAAUACUGAUAGACACUGGCCUCGUAACUGAAGAGAACCAUGCAUCUGGGCAUGACGGAGUGGGAGGGGCCGAUGUUAUAGCAAGGGCAAAGGCUGAAUUGGAAGCGGCGUGUCCAGGAAUUGUUUCUUGUGCAGACAUAGUUGCCUUGGCCGCUAGAGACGCAGUGGUUUUGACAAAUGGGCCGAUGUACGAGGUUCCGACCGGCAGAAGAGAUGGACUGGUUUCAAAUAUAUCUUUGGCAGCUGAUAUGCCAGAUGUUACAGACUCCAUUGACACACUCAAAGCCAAGUUUUUACAGAAAGGACUCUCGGAGAAGGAACUUGUGAUUCUCAGCUCUGCACAUACAAUUGGGACAACAGCAUGCUUCUUCAUGACCAAACGGCUUUAUGAAUUCUUCGAGGGUAGUGGUUCCGACCCCUCGAUAAAUCCCGAGUUCCUACCGGAGUUAAAAGCGGCAUGUCCUCAAGGCGGCAAUAGUAAUUCUCGAUUACCUAUGGACCGGGGAAGCGGCCAAACCUUUGACAAUCAAAUUCUACAGAAUAUUAGAAGUGGAUUUGCUGUGCUACAAACUGAUGCCAGGCUUUACGAAGAUGCUGCAACAAAAACAGUUGUGGACUCGUAUUUCGGGCUCUUUGGUCCCUUUGCUGGACCAUCAUUUGAGGCAGAUUUUGCAAAAGCAAUGGUGAAAAUGGGCAAGAUUGGUGUAUUGAAAGGCUCGAAUGGAGAAAUCAGGCGUGUAUGUUCAGCAUUUAAUUGAUAAAUUAUGACAAUGGUCUGGUCUCGUGGCAUGUUCGAUAGGUCGACACUUUGACAUUAUUAGACAAGAUUUUAGAAAAAAAAGUAAAAAAUCUGCGAU
Messenger RNA from Olea europaea var. sylvestris, 1375 nucleotides. Its product is annotated as peroxidase 43-like. Gene Ontology annotation, biological process: hydrogen peroxide catabolic process; response to oxidative stress. Gene Ontology annotation, cellular component: plant-type cell wall; plasmodesma. The record is from RefSeq and is a predicted model, not a curated record. Gene Ontology annotation, molecular function: heme binding; peroxidase activity. The transcript is spliced from 4 exons. Lineage: Eukaryota; Viridiplantae; Streptophyta; Magnoliopsida; Lamiales; Oleaceae. The coding region runs from base 314 to 1276 and encodes 320 amino acids.